This is a messenger RNA of Mollisia scopiformis, 1281 nucleotides long. RefSeq lists its product as uncharacterized. NCBI's taxonomy places the organism in Eukaryota, Fungi, Ascomycota, Leotiomycetes, Helotiales, Mollisiaceae. The record is from RefSeq and is a predicted model, not a curated record. Gene Ontology annotation, biological process: protein phosphorylation; regulation of mRNA processing; spliceosomal complex assembly. The transcript is spliced from 5 exons. Gene Ontology annotation, molecular function: ATP binding; protein kinase activity. The coding region runs from base 1 to 1281 and encodes 426 amino acids.
AUGGCAUCGACUUUGACUUCGCUCUCGGCAGCAUCAGCAAAACCAUAUCCAAGUGCGACGUCCGACGACAAUGAAUAUGUCUGUCCCUUCUUUUAUUACCCUGCUCCUAUGGAUGUGGAGGAUCUUGGCGCCUAUGCAGAUGGCUCCCUUUUCCCCGUCCAUCUCGGGGACAUCUUCAAGUCAUCGAGCUCCAGCUACCAGAUUUUGUUGAAAAUUGGUCACGGAUCCUACUCUACGGUCUGGCUUGCUCGAGACCUCGAUCAUGACGAUCGCCAUGUCGCUCUGAAAUUCCUGACGGCUGGCUCACACGGAGAUAGCGAAGUUGAAAUUCAUCGGUGGAUCCGGGAACACAAACACGAUCAUCCUGGACAUCAAUAUACUCUGCAGAUGCUCGACGACUUCAAGGUCGGAGACCCUUAUCCCACCCAUAACGUUGUUGUCACCGAUGUCCUUAUACCUAUCCGCCAGCUUGACUUGCGGACAAGGGAGAAAUUGCUAUCUUCGAAGCAAGCGUGUAGCCAGCCAGCUGAUACAAGGCCUUGCUUUUCUCCACAAUCAAGAGCUUGUACCGGUCCUGAGCAAUGUUCCCAAGGCCUCAAAUCUCGCAUUGGGUUUCAAGAGCAGGAUAGGUUCAAGCGCAUGCCCAAGUAUUUGGUCUCAAAUGGCAUAUUCGAGGAUUACGUUCGAAAUGUGAUUAACUCUGAUACACUUCGGUCGGCGGAGGUAAAAUUGCAGAUCAUCGAUUUCAGUAAUUCGUAUCGAGGACUUCCACCUUCACCUUUACCCGCGACAUUUCCUCGUGUUCAAGCCCCCGAAAUCUUUGCUUCAAAACUGAGCCCAGCCGUUAUUAAGUGCGGAGGGAUUCAGAGCGACAUUUGGUCUGCAGCAUGCACUAUAUUCGAAAUAGUUUGCCCAGGUUCUGUGUUAUUCGAGUCGUAUAGUAGACAGAAGGCUAUGCUUGAGGACGUCAUCGAAAGGAUUGGUCCAUUGCCGGAUUCUUGGCAGCUGACGACACUUGAUUCCACGCAAUCCACUUCUUGCGCAUUAGCUGAUCAAUACUGGGAAAAGUGUCUAAGUCGAUGCAAGGCUUUCCAGCAGGACAUCGAUACCGCACGGGCCUGCUUCUCGCUGAUCAGACGAAUGCUCCAGGUGAAUCCAGAUUCACGCCCGUCGGUGGAAUUGCUUUGCAACGAUCAAUGGUGGGAGGAUAGAGUGGGUGAUCAAGUGGAUACCGGAAUAACUAUCCAAAGUAAUAAUGUUUUAGCUACGGUCAAGGACUGA